AUGCACUCGACCUACACGAAAUACGGCAUCAUGACACCCAGAAAAAGGAAAGGGAAAAGAUUAAGAGCAGCAACCAUCAUCGAACAGCUAGCAGGAUGUGGAUGUGCCCUGGGAAUGUCCAAGGAAGUAAGAGCACGCAUUGCUUUUGAGCAUUCAAAAGAAAGAGUAUGUAGUUUUAGAAUUUCGUUGAGUCCAAGGCCAUUACAUCCGCAUCCACCGCAAAACUUCCUCUCCUACAGCAGACAGGGCUGUGACGCGUCCGUUCUGCUGAAUGAGACUAGCGUGGGUGGCAACGAGCGGGGCGCAUUCGGGAACGUGGGAUCGCUCCGUGGCUUCGCGGUCAUCGAACAAAUCAAGAAGGAUGUGGAAGCCGUGUGCAAAAAGCCCUACAGCAACAACGGGCCCGUCGUCUCCUGCGCCGACAUCCUCGCCGUCGCCGCCCGCGAUUCUGUCGUCGCGUUGGGAGGGCCUUCGUGGGAGGUUAAGCUGGGAAGGAGGGACUCCACAACGGCUAGCGUGGCACAGGCCAACCAGGACCUGCCUCCGCCCUUCUUGGACGUCGCCGGCCUCAACGCCAGCUUCGCCGGCAAGGGGUUCAGCUUGACCGAGAUGGUCGCCCUAUCCGGCGCCCACACCAUCGGGAUGGCGCAGUGCCAGAACUUCAGAGGCAGGCUCUACAACGAGCCCAACAUCAACACGACCUACGCGACGAAGCUCAAGCUCAACUGCCCCACGUCUGGCGGCAACACCAACCUGGCCCCGCUCGACGACGACACAGCGACCCCCCCGAACCCGGACUUGUUCAACAACGACUUCUUCAUCAACCUCCAGUCCGAGAAGGGCCUCCUUCACUCCGACCAGGUGCUCUACAACGCCACCGCACCCGCCGGUGCCACCGAAGGCAUCGUUAAUGGCUUCGCUUCUAGCCAGGCCGCCUUCUUUAGCGCCUUCGCCUCGGCCAUGGUGAAGAUGGCCAACCUCAGCCCGUUGACUGGCUCUCAGGGCCAGGUCAGGACCGUGUGCUCCAUCCCCAACUAAUUAAGAAUCACCAUUUAAUUUGCACCCAAAUGACAGCGCGCGUGCACCAACAAACCUGUUGCUUUGAGAGUCGAACCGCAUUUUUGCUGCACAAUGAACUUCAGCCUUUUGGUUUAUUUUAUUUAUCUUUUCAGCCCGUUGU
This is a messenger RNA of Triticum aestivum (bread wheat), 1180 nucleotides long. RefSeq names its product peroxidase 2. Gene Ontology annotation, molecular function: heme binding; peroxidase activity. NCBI's taxonomy places the organism in Eukaryota, Viridiplantae, Streptophyta, Magnoliopsida, Poales, Poaceae. The record is from RefSeq and is a predicted model, not a curated record. The transcript has 5 exons. Bases 1 to 1038 code for a protein of 345 amino acids. Gene Ontology annotation, biological process: hydrogen peroxide catabolic process; response to oxidative stress.